AUGUGGAUUCUCGAGCAACUCGCGCGUCUUCUUGACAGGCCACUCUUCCCAUGGAAGAAUGUCCUCGUAGGCUUCUCCUUGGGCCAAUUUGUCCUGGAAGGCCUUCUAUCUCUUCGACAGUACAAGGUUCUUCAGAAGACCAAACCACCGAAGGUCCUUGAGGGUGAGGUAACGCAGAAAGUCUUUGAUCAAAGUCAGGCGUAUGGCCGUGCCAAGGCCAAGUUCGGCUUCGUUUCCAGUCUCUAUGGUCAGCUCCAAAAUGUGGUCUUCGUCUACGGCGACGUGCUUCCUAAGCUCUGGGCCGUUGCAGGUUUCGCAUUGGCGCGGUACUUCCCAGAUCGAUUCCAGGGCGAGAUUUCGCAAACACUUUUGUUCAUCUUCGGUUUCAAUGUUCUCAGCACUGUUCUGUCCCUCCCGGUCUCAUACUACAACACGUUUGUGCUGGAAGAGAAGUUCGGUUUCAACAAGCAGACUAUCAAGCUUUGGGUGACGGAUAUGCUCAAGGGUCAAAUGCUCGGCAUUGUUCUCGGUACUCCCAUCAUCAGUGCCGUCCUCAAGAUUAUCCAGAAGACCGGAAACUCUUUCUUUUACUGUCUCUGGCUGUUCGGGAUCUUCGUUCAGGUGUUCGCAAUCACCAUCUACCCAGUUGUCAUUCUCCCACUGUUCAACAAGCUUUCUCCUCUGCAACCUGGUGAAAUCAAGACCGGAGUUGAGGACCUCGCCAAGAAGUUGAAGUUCCCUCUUUCGGAGUUGCAUGUUAUCGAUGGUAGCAAGCGCAGUGCGCACAGCAACGCCUAUUUCUAUGGUCUACCUUGGAAAAAGCACAUUGUCAUUUACGAUACCUUGCUGGAGAAGAGCGAGCCCCAGGAGGUUGUCGCUGUCCUGAGUCAUGAGCUUGGUCAUUGGAAGUUGAACCACACCACCAAGCUUUUUGGUAUUGCCCAGUCUCACAUGUUCUUCAUCUUCGCCCUUUUCUCCGUCUUUAUCAACAACAGAUCCCUGUACCAAUCGUUUGGAUUUGUCCGGGAGCAGCCUAUCAUGAUCGGCUUCCUGCUAUUCUCGGACGCUCUUGCGCCGAUGGACGCCGUUGUGAAGCUCUGCAUGAACAUUUUGAGCCGCAAAUUCGAGUUCGAAGCGGACUCCUUUGCCCAAGGACUUGGAUUCUCCGAUGAACUCGCCGCUUCGCUCAUGAAGUUGCAAAUCCAGAACCUCAGCACCAUGGAUGCAGACUGGAUGUACGCUAGCUAUCACUACUCACACCCUAUCCUGACCGAGCGCCUUGCUGCCCUCGGCUGGAAGGGGGGUAAGGUCACUGGUUUGAAGGAGGACGAUAGCGAGAAGCCCGUCAAGGCUGCUGAUCGCGAGCUAUAA
This is a messenger RNA of Penicillium diatomitis, 1371 nucleotides long. Its product is annotated as zinc metalloprotease. Lineage: Eukaryota; Fungi; Ascomycota; Eurotiomycetes; Eurotiales; Aspergillaceae. Gene Ontology annotation, molecular function: metalloendopeptidase activity. The record is from RefSeq and is a predicted model, not a curated record. The transcript has 5 exons. The coding region runs from base 1 to 1371 and encodes 456 amino acids. Gene Ontology annotation, biological process: CAAX-box protein processing. Gene Ontology annotation, cellular component: endoplasmic reticulum membrane.